Messenger RNA from Lagenorhynchus albirostris (white-beaked dolphin), 3911 nucleotides. It is a transcript of the gene FANCC, whose product is annotated as FA complementation group C. The record is from RefSeq and is a predicted model, not a curated record. NCBI's taxonomy places the organism in Eukaryota, Metazoa, Chordata, Mammalia, Artiodactyla, Delphinidae. Gene Ontology annotation, cellular component: Fanconi anaemia nuclear complex. The coding region runs from base 1 to 1689 and encodes 562 amino acids. The transcript has 14 exons. Gene Ontology annotation, biological process: cellular response to oxidative stress; nucleotide-excision repair; interstrand cross-link repair.
AUGGCUCAAGAUUCAGUAGGCCUUCCUUCUGAUUUUCAGUUUUGGAUGCGCAAGCUUUCUGUAUGGGAUCAGGCAUCCACUUUGGAAACCCAACAAGACACCUGUCUUCACCUGCCUCAGUUCCAGGAGUUCCUGAGGCAGUUGUAUGAAGCCUUGAAAGAGAUGGAUUCAAGUGCAAUUAUUGAAAGAUUCCCCACAGUUGGUCAACUGUUGGCAAAAACUUGCUGGAAUCCUUUUAUCUUAGCAUAUGAUGAAAGCCAAAAAAUUCUAAUAUGGUGCUUGUGUUGUCUGAUUAAGAAAGAUCCACAGAAUUCUGGAGAAUCAAAACUUAACUCCUGGACACGGGGGUUGUUAUCUCAUAUACUUUCCACCUUCAGAUUUAAUAUAAAAGAAGUUGAUCUUUUUACUCAAGUUCUUGGGUAUGCACCCACAGAUUACUAUCCUGGUUUACUUAAAAAUAUGGUUUUAUCAUUAGUGUCUGAACUCAGAGAGAAUCAUCUUAAUGGAUUUAACACUCAAAGGCGAAUGGCUCCUGAACGAGUAAGGUCCCUGUCACGAGUUUGUGUCCCACUUGUUACUCUGCCAGAUUUUGAACCAUUGGUAGAGGCUCUGCUCACCUACCAUGGACAUGAACCUCAGGAAGUGCUCUGGCCUGAGUUCUGUGAUGCUGUGAAUGAGGCUUUUUUGCUGAAGAAGAUUUCUCUCCCCGCGUCAGCUAUACUCUGCCUCUGGCUUCGGCACCUUCCCAGCCUUGAAAAUACAAUGCUGCAUCUUUUUGAAAAGCUUAUCUCCAGUGAGAGAAAUUUUCUGAGGAGGAUCGAAUGCUUUAUGAAAGACUCACUGCUGCCUGCAGCUGCCUGCCACCCUGCCAUAUUCAGAGUUGUUGAUGAAAUGUUCAGGUACGCACUCCUGGAAACUGAUGGAGCCCUAGAAGUACUAGCCACUAUCCAAGUGUUUACACGAUGCUUUGUAGAAGCUCUGGAAAAAGAAAACAAGCAGCUGAAGUUUGCAUUCAAGACCUACUUUCCUUAUGCUUCUCCGUCUCUUGUCAUGGUGCUACUCCAACACCCGAAAGAUAUCCCACAGGGACUUUGGCACCAGGCACUGAAACAUAUCUCUGAAAUGCUCAAAGAAGUAGUUGAAGACCAAACUCAUGGGUCCUACGGAGGCCCCUUUGAGAGCUGGUUUUUGUUCGUUCACUUUGGAGGAUGGGCUGACAUGGCGGCUGAGCAGUUACUGACGUCGGAGGCUGAGGCUGAAGCUCCAGAGGCCCUGCUGUGGCUCCUGGCUUUCAGCUGCGGUCCGGGAGCUGGGCAUCAGCAGAGAGCACAGACCAUGGUGGAGGUGAAGGCCGUGCUCAGCCGCCUCAUGAAGCUGCUCAGGAGUCCCACCCUCUCGGCCAGGGACCUGCAGGCGGCAGCUGGAGAGGGCGGGGAGGGAGCUCCCAGACCGCCUGCCUGUCAGCAGCUGAUCAGGCGCCUCCUCCUGAACUUCCUGCUCUGGGCUCCCGGAGGCCACGCGAUUGCCCGGGAAGUCAUCACGCUCAUGGCUCAGACUGAUGCAAUAAUGCACGAGAUUAUUGGCUUUCUGGACCAGACCUUGUACAGAUGGGACCAUCUUUGUGUGGAAGCCCCUAGGUCGAGAAAACUGGCCAGAGAGCUCCUUGCAGAGCUGCGUGGGCAAGCCUAGCCCAGGCAAGUUAACCAGGGAGGCUACGCCAUGAAAUGGUGGGGCCGCUUCUUAUGGCCUCUGUUUGUCGCAUGCAUUCCCUCCUUGAGUUGCAAGAAUGAGCCAUAAACGUCUUGGCAAGAUCUGGCAGUACAUAUUUUACAAAAUGAGAAGUCAGGUGCUUUAGCCUGAAUUCAGUGAGAUUUACUCACCAAUGACGGGGUUAUGCUUCAGCAUUCCCUGUGCCUGUUCAGCCCGGAUGUCGAUUAGAGAGUCACUCAAGAAAAGGCUUGGAUGGGAGAACAGAUGUUUAUUUCCUUCCCCGCCCCCCCAUAUCAAACCAAGAUGCACAACUAUUAUUUGGAUGUUUCAAACUCUUUGGACCAAGAAAUUGGUCAUGAACCACUGAUCAAUUUAGAAGGUAACUUAGCUGUUUUCCAUAGAUCUCUUUUUUAAGAAGUCCUAUAAUUGUUACUGGUAUUUCGUCUUAUCCACCGGGAUACUCUCUUGCUCCCCUAAGACGUUCUUCAUCCAGGAUAGUCAGGAUCCCUCAAGUUUCCCUCCCGUGCCCCCUGAGCAGAGCCCACCCAAGCCCAGUAGCAAGUAGUGGUGAUGGGGUAGCAACACUGCUUAGCAAUGAAAUAAAGCCAGCUUUGGGGCUUUUUGCUUUAUACUGGCUAAGCACUGGCUGUUACCAAAAGAGCUCAUAUUAACUCAAAGGUGGCUGACGGGAGGGUACAGGAUGUGUUCUAGAAACAUUGGACGAGAUUAUGCGUCAGUUCUCUAUUCACUGAAAUGGGAACUGGAAACGUCUAAUAAAGAAUUGGGGGCUUCCCUGGUGACACAGUGGUUAAGAAUCCGCCUGCCGGGCUUCCCUGGUGGCACAGUGGUUGAGAGUCCGCCUGCCGAUACAGGGGACAUGGGUUCGUGCCCUGGUCCGGGAAGAUCCCACGUGCCGCAGAGCUGCUGGGCCUGUGAGCCAUGGCCGUUGAGCCUGCGUGUCCGGAGCCUGUGCUCCGCAACGGGAGAGGCCACAACAGUGAGAGGCCCGCGUACCGCAAAAAAAAAAAAAAAAAAAAAAAAAAGAAUCUGCCUGCCAAUGCAGGGGAAACGGGUUCGAGACCUGGGCCAGGAAGAUCCCACAUGCCGCAGAGCAGCUAAGUGGGUGCGCCACAACUACUAAGCCUGCGAGCCACAGCUACUGAGCCCGCACACCUAGAGCCCAUGCUCCGCAACGAGAAGCCCGCGCACUGCAACGAAGGGUAGCCCCCGCUUACCGCAACUAGAGAAAGCCUGCGUGCAGCAAAGAAGACCCAACGCAGCCAAAAAUAAAUAAGUAAAUUUAUUUAAAAAAAAAAAGAAUUGGCAACGCCAACAUUAAUAUUUAUUUUACAUUAGUUGAAGAUAUUUUUUUCCUUUCAGGUUUAUUCUUUUGCUCUUUUGUGUAUGAUCUGUUUUUGUCGAGUGAGUCCAGACUUUUCUCACUUGGAUUUCUGCAUCAGUCAUCUCUGAAUUUCCCUCAUUCUUGGCUCCUGUUUGAGGUAUAAGUAGAGUUUUGAUGUAUUAGAGGUUGAGCUUUUAGGGGAGUUACUUGUUUUGGUAUACGGAUCCACCUGAAGAUCUGGAAAAUUCCAAGACCUUCUGACCUGAGCCUUUCUUUAGAGAAAUGUUACAGUAUGAAAGGUAUACUGGUAAAAUACUUUUAUCACUAGUGCCAGCAUCAUAUGCUUCCCUUGGUGUUGAGGGCGCCUCUCCUAUGUUGGCUUUUGCCAGGGAAGCUGUGACCAACCUCUGUGGACAUGAAGAAAAGGUCUUAGUUUGGUGGCAGUGAGUAACCCCUAAACCAAGCGGCCACUGGGAACCAGACCUCCCUGUGGGGAGUGCGCUUCCACGUGGACAUCCAUUCACACUGUAUUUCACAGCAAACAAUAAAAACAAGACGGUUAUCUCAGAUUGUUUAAGCUGCAUUUCUGGAAGAUCCCUUCCUGUCCUGACCUUACCUCAGUCUGUUUGUAGUAUUUCCCAAUUCCUUUACAAAGCCUCUAACGUUCUCCUAAGCCUUGGACUUGGGUCAAAGAGGACAGAGCCCAAAACUACAGGGAAAAAAGGCAUUAAUGACCACCCAGUAGUACAGAGGUUAUGUUAUUCAUCAGGACUUCAUGAUGUUUGCAGAAUUUGUUAGCUUUUUCAGAUUUGUAAUUUGUUUUAUAGUUUGUCAUUCUAAAUAAAAAGCCACAUGGCAC